GAGCCGUAUGUGAAAAAAGGCAUAGGAAGCUGCUUGGCCUGCUGUGUUCAUCCAGCUCUACACCUUGUUAUCUCGGAUUCUCCAGUAUCUGCAGUCCCUAUUAUCUCUGAUAGGAAGGGAAGUCAUGGUGAAUUUUUAUCAACUGGUUUGGCCUCAGCUCGUGUUUUGACUCUCGUAUUGUGUACCACACAAUAGGAAAGUCUCUGGAACAGACAUACAAGAAUGGUUCCAUGGAUUUUCAUUUUUACUUGGUUGUGGGUAUUGUUGUCUAGACCACUGUUUAUUGUUCAUCCCUGAUUGCUCUUGGGAAGGUGUUGGCGAGCUACCUUCUUAAACUACGGUAGCGCUUGGGGUACAAGAACAUCCACAGUUCUGUUAGAGAGGAAGUUCCAGGAUUUUGACGUAGCAUCAGUGAAGGAAUGACAAUAUAGUUCCAAAUCAGGAUGGUGUGUGUUUUGGAGGAGAACUUGCAAGUUCUCGUGUACCCAUGUAUCUGCAUGUAUCUUUCUAGGCCAUAGAAUACACUGGUUUGGAAUGUGCUUUUAGAAAUGUUUUCGUGAACAACUGCAUUGCAUCUUGCAAAUGGUACAAAACUGUCCCCCUGCAUCUGUGUUGAAGGAGGUGAAUAAUGGAAUGCUAAUCUAGCAAGCUGAUUUAUUUUGGAUGGUGUUGAGCUUCUUGAGUUUUGUUGGAAUUUCCAUUUCAAUCUUAAAUGUUGUUUUGAUGCUGAAGGUAUAACGUUUGCCACUGUGAUGAGCAGUUAUGUUUUCUUUGUAAGUGCUUCUGUGCAUUUUAUUGCAUAUUUUAACUAGAGGUGAGGUAGCUGAACUUUCCAACAGAAGAUGCAGAGAAAAAUCAACUUUAAUACAUGAGAGAUGCAGAACCAGGAAUCUGUGAAGAUAUAACAUGGUUAUCAAGCUAUUCUUUCCAAGUUGCUGCCUUGAAGCAGAAAGUGGCCUCCUAAUAGGCCGUUGGAUUCCAGAGCAGAAUGCUGCAGUUGUCCUGGCAAUUAUUCACUAUCCUUUCAUCCCUGGCCAGGUGAAACAGUGCCUUCAGCAGAUCAGAGCUGUAACAAACGUAGAUGUUUCUGUGCUCGGAACUUGGAACAGCCAUAAGUCUCGGGCAAAAGAAGACCUUGGCCAGUUUCUGGAAGACCUGAGUUCAAUCUUUCCCCAUGAUCUGUGGUUCCAGUUGACACAGGGGAAAGAGAGAAAAUCAGUUUUUGACUAUGAAGUGCUUCAAAAAGGCAACAAGAACAACAAGAAAAAUGUCAUCUUAAUCCACUAUGAUCAACGCAAGGUGAUGCUGUCAAAAUUGCAUCCUCUGGACACCGAAAUUCCAGAAGAUGAUAAUCAUGCUGGAGUGAUGUCAGAAGUUCUUACCUCAGACUUUGCCACAAUAUUUGAUACUGUUGCUAAAUGCGAGUUGUUUUUUGUCAUUGAUAAGUAUGACGAAACAGUGAUUAAGUUUACUCAUUGGCAGUCAGAAGGAAGAGAAGCUAGUGUUGUUGUGGAACUUUUGAAACAAGCAUCAGUUCCUGCGUGUGUGGUACUUUCCUUCCUGCUGUCUUUUAUAUCCAGCAUCUGCAAAAGCAGAGUGUUAAACAUCUGGCCUCUGUGUUUUUUAUGGAGUAAACUCUCAACCUGUGUGCAGCUUGCACAUCGCUUGGAUCACUUGCAAACUAUCUCAAUGACUGCAAAAGCACAGAGUCACUCAGAGUUUAUGAGAAAAGCCAACCUGUUUGUUUCAUUCUUAAUUGAUGUGGCUCUUGGAUUGUUGUUGAUCUCCUGGCUUUAUGAGAAAAAUCGAAUUGGCCAGUUGGCAGAUGCCCUUGUUCCAGUUGCUGAUCAUGUUGCAAAGGAGUUGCAGGAACUGCUAGAGUGGCUGAUGGGAGCUCCUGCUGGUUUAAAGAUGAACAAAGCACUCGACGAAGUGCUGGGACGCUUCUUCCUGUAUCACAUACACCUUUGGAUAAGUUAUAUCCAUCUGAUGUCUCCAUUUAUUGAGAUGAUCCUGUGGUAUGUUGGAUUAGCAGCAUGCCUUGGUUUGACUGUCGCCUUGUCCAUUGUUUCAGACAUCAUUGCUCUGCUGACGUUUCACAUCUACUGCUUUUAUGUAUAUGGGGCCAGACUCUAUUGUUUGAAGAUCUAUGGCUUAUCAUCUCUUUGGCGAUUAUUUAGAGGGAAGAAAUGGAAUGUUCUGAGGCAGCGUGUGGACUCCUGCUCAUAUGACUUGGAUCAGCUGUUUAUUGGAACCCUGCUGUUCACCAUUCUCCUCUUCCUCUUGCCAACUACAGCCCUCUACUACCUUGUGUUUACACUGCUAAGAUUGGUGGUGGUUGUCAUUCAGGGUCUCAUUCACCUGUUCGUGGACUUCGUUAACUCUCUCCCACUGUACGCAUUAGGACUUAGACUGUGUCGACCUUAUAGGCUUGCAGCUGGUGUUAAGUUUAAAGUUUUUCAGAUGGUUACUGACAAACCUCUUCACUUAUUAAUGCAGAUUAAUCCCCUGACCUACGGGAUGAUAAUCAGAUAUUACAGACUGCCAACCUACAGCUGUUAUCCAAAGGACUCGUGGACAACACUGUGUCAGAAACUGUUCCUUGGGGAACUGAUUUAUCCCUGGAAACGCAAAACAGAGAAACAAGACUGAGAAAAUACAGCCAGAAACCAGCAGUCUUAAUGAAUAUGUCCAUGACUAGUUUCCUGCGUUAUGUCUGCAUUGCCAUUUAUUUCAAAGAGGAGAGGCUUUUCUUUUGUAAAUUUUUUAAAACAGAAGUUAUAAAUUUGAAAUUGUUGAUUGUCGCUAGUGCCAAAAUUAUGCUGCAAAAUUAUCAGUACAUUGAUGUAAUAGAGUUCUUAAAAUUGUGAAAGCUUAAAAUGUCAUUUGGGAUUUGAAGAAACCAUGUCUCAAAUUACAAUUUCACACUUUAUCUCUUCUAUCACAGCAAAAGCAUUCCUCCUCCCCCUCCUCCAAUUUUAUUGGGUGCAAUUUUCAAGUUCUGUAAGAAUGCACUUCAAUUUGCUAUAAACUUGAAACAUUAAUGCACUGCUUUUAGACAAAUCACUUUCUAUGCAUUCUGUUUGUGUUUUGUGACAUCUCUGUAUAUUAGUUCUUUAAUAUAAUUUCCUAAUAACAUGCUCAUUUUCAGUGUACAGCUGUACCUGCAUCAGUUUCAUAUCUAGCCAAAUUGAUGCAUUCAGAUCUAAAUUCAAGGAUAUUAUUUUUGUGUCAAUUGCAGAGAUACUUAAAAGUGAAGCUCCACGCAUUUUUCAGAUUUCUGCCAAAUGUUCAGAACUCUCUAUUGCCCUGUGGUGGAAUCGUCAAGCUGAAUAAUUGACAUUUUAUAUAUUGCCGUUGCUUACAGUAUUGUUUUUCAGGGACUCACAUAAUAUUGACCUUAGUAAUUUUUUAAACUACGUCAUGCAAUAGUUUUAAAUCUUGUUUCUAUGAUUUACAAAAUACCAUAUUUUGGGUACAUUACCCAAUCAUUACUUCUGUUCAUUGCGUUGCGUAAGAUCAAAUGAGUACCCAUUUUUCUCAAAGCAUUUAGAAUCAUAGGGAUCUACUGCAUAGAAAUAGGCCUUUCAGUCCAGCUCGUCCAUGCCGACCAGACAUUCCUUAACUAAUCUAGUCCCAUUUGCCAGCAUUUGGCCCAUAUCCCUCUAAGCUCUUCCUACUCAUGUACCCAUCCAAAUCCCUUUUAAUUGUUGUAAUUUUACAAGCCUCCACCACUUCCUCUGGCAGCUUAUUCCAUACACGCACCUCCCUCCGUGUGAAAAAGUUGCCCCUUCGGUUCCUUUUAAAUCUUUCCCCUUUCACCUCAAACCUAUACCUCUCGUUUUGGACUCCUGCAAAUUCUGUUCAUUGGCAAGUUUCUGAAGGGCUCUGAACAGGGUUAGAUGUACUUUUAGAUAAUCUAACGAAUCACAAUGCGAAACAUCACAUUGCCCUCAUUUCCCUGCAAGCAUUUACUGUAAUAGCAGUAUUACAACAUUUGACUGUGUCUUGGUACAGAAUACCUAUGAGACCUUUCCAGUAAAUCUCUCACAUUCAAUGUAACUGCGCCCCUCCCUUUACAAAAGAGAUUGCCACUCAAAGUUACUGAAUUUCAAAAUUCUGAAUGGCUGAAAAUUUCCUCAGAAUUUUAGCAUAUUACAAUCAUUUUCUCUGAAAUUAUAUUUCUGAUGUUUAUUAGCAGCAUUGUUUUCUUAUCACUAAGAUCAGCAAUAUUUUUUCUGCAUCUGUGAAUGCAUAUUCAAGAUAUCAGAAUAAAUUGCAUCACAAAUUGUAAAACUUGUGCAUUUGCUUUUUGUUUGCAUUCUGUCCCAAAUAUGGAUUGAUGGUGGUACUGUAAUUGCACACUUUAAUUUUUAUGCAUAAGUCGGAAUUUGAAGAGGACACAAUGGCAUUUUCUACCAGCCCCAAUUUCUCUGAUGAUAUUGUGCUAGUUUUUAUGUUCUGAGAUUCUCAGGAUGUUUUGGCAUAACUCUCCAGAUCAGCAUGAAUUCCAGGCUGUAUCUAUGAUGGAAAAAUUUCCUCUCGCUUCUUGCAGCAUUGUUACUUUAAGAAUUAUGCUCCCCAGGUUUUUGCACAGGGCCAAAUGUAUUAAAAAAGAUUAAUAUAGUGAAUAAAAUCUGAUCUGAUGUAGUUUGUACCUUUGUUUUUCUUCGGAAAUAUUUGCUGUUACAAUUUUAUUAAUUUCAGGUGAAAUCCAUUAAGCUGAAUUGCUUUGGUUUGUCAAAACUAACUCAUCACUUAAAUGCCAAAACAAUAGCAAAGUAUCUUAAUGGCACUGCCAAGAUUACAGUUUUAAAGAACUUUAGUCUAUUGCUCUGGGUUAAUGCAAGUCUGCUGCUGAACCAACUUUGUUAUAUAUUUAUAAUAAUUUCAGCCCACCCUUUUAUGUUGUAAAAUUGUUACUAGAUGAACUUUUCCCCAUAAAGCCUUUUU
Stegostoma tigrinum is the source of this 4953-nucleotide messenger RNA. RefSeq names its product phosphatidylinositol glycan anchor biosynthesis, class Q (gene pigq). Gene Ontology annotation, cellular component: membrane; endoplasmic reticulum. The transcript has 11 exons. Gene Ontology annotation, biological process: GPI anchor biosynthetic process. The record is from RefSeq and is a predicted model, not a curated record. The coding region runs from base 907 to 2652 and encodes 581 amino acids. NCBI's taxonomy places the organism in Eukaryota, Metazoa, Chordata, Chondrichthyes, Orectolobiformes, Stegostomatidae.